Rotaria sp. Silwood1 is the source of this 1371-nucleotide messenger RNA. The record is from the annotation of a GenBank genome assembly. Lineage: Eukaryota; Metazoa; Rotifera; Eurotatoria; Philodinida; Philodinidae.
AUGGUUGAUGUUCUCUAUUCACUUGUGGAUAUCAAUGAACGAUUGAAUCAAUUAGUAUUUGAUCCUUUUUAUAUUCAUAAUCUUGAUAUGACGAUGAAAUCAUCAUCUGAUGAUACUUCUUCAAUAUCUGAUCAAGUUCUUAAUAGAAUUUGUAAAAAUAUCUUACCUCGAAUUCAUCAUCAUGUUAAUAAACUUACUGUUGAACCACAUUCAUUAAAACAUAUUCUUUUUAAUGGCAAUAUUUAUCCUCAACUUUUCUCGUUAUCAUUUAUUAAUUUUCAAGAAGAAAUGCUUUAUCAAUAUUUAACAGAAGAUUCAAUUCUUCAUCGUCUUCUCACGAAACAAAUCACACAUCUUACUAUUUGUAUUGAAAAUGACAUGACACCAACAUUUUCGAAAAUUUUAUCAAAUGUAUUUGUAUUAAUUUUAUCUUCAUGUAAACGAUUAAUCAAUUUGGAUUUUCGUCAAUUAUUUCCAAAUAAAAUGAUGUCGAUUAAUACGUUUGUUCAAUCAUCAACAAAUUGUACGUCUUUAAGUUUAACUCAAUUGAAAAUUAAUGUCAAAACUUUUGAUACUUGUCUUUAUCUUCUUGAUGGACGUCUUCGUAAUUUAUCGACUUUAAUUAUUAAUGUAUCAAAUAUUUCUCAUACAUUAUCAAAUACAAAUAAAAUGAAAAGACUUCCCAAAUUGAAAUGUUUUUCAUUGAUUUCGUUUGAUGAUACAUAUCAUUAUGAUGAUGAAAUUAUUCCAUUACUCUAUCGUAUGAUAAAUCUUGAAGAAUUGAUAUUAUCUUUAUCAAUAAUACGAGUUGACUUACCUUAUAUUGAUGGUACACAUUUAUACGAUGAAAUUCAGAUGCAUAUGCCACGAUUAAAUAAAUUAAUUUUUAGUAUAAAUACAGCUGUUACUAAAAAUAACAUUAAUAUUAAUUUUCCAUCUAAAGAAGAUCUUCAACGUAGUUUUAUCGAAAGAGGAUAUCAACAAGUUGGUGUAUAUGUCGAUUCUACAGAAACGAAAGAUGAAGGAAGAUGUCAUGUUUAUUCACUUCCAUAUCAAUUUGAAAAUUUUCUUCAUCUUAACAAUUCUUUUCAAGGUGGCAUGUUUAAUAAAGUUCGGUAUUUAACUAUGACUGAUGGACGUCCUUUUGAACAUGAAUUAUUUAAAAUUAUCUCACAAGAUUUUCCUUUUCUCAAAACUUUAUCUAUAUGCAAUAAAGAACCACAAAAAAAUAAGCAACAUUCGUCAACAUUGAUUACAUUCCCUCAUCUUAUUGCUCUCAAUCUGACUCAAGCACAUAUGAUCUAUGUUUUUAAUAAAAGAAAAUAUUUUGUGAAAUUAAAAUACAUCGAUGAAGCUGAUCAAGUAAAAUAA